Osmia lignaria (orchard mason bee) is the source of this 1832-nucleotide messenger RNA. RefSeq names its product alanine--glyoxylate aminotransferase 2, mitochondrial. NCBI's taxonomy places the organism in Eukaryota, Metazoa, Arthropoda, Insecta, Hymenoptera, Megachilidae. Gene Ontology annotation, molecular function: L-alanine:glyoxylate transaminase activity; pyridoxal phosphate binding. Gene Ontology annotation, cellular component: mitochondrion. Gene Ontology annotation, biological process: glyoxylate catabolic process. The record is from RefSeq and is a predicted model, not a curated record.
AUAAAAGUGAAUAUUAAAUUUCUAAUAAAAUAGAAAAUAGAAUCUGCAAGUAUAAAUUAACUUUUAAACAAACAUGCCAGUAAAUAAAUUUAUAAGCGCCUCUUCAGCUUAUAUUAAUACAUCAUAUUUAUCAUACUUAAAGUGGUUUAUCAUACAAAAUAGAUUUUUUGUAAAUGAUGUAAAAAAUUGUUUGGAAAUGCCCGCUUGCAAACAUGUACCUCCUACGUAUACGGGCAAAUGCUACGAAGACAUGAAAAGGGCACACGAGACGAUUGUAUCUCCUUCUUUAAAACCAUUUUACAAAGAACCGCUAAUUAUACACGAAGGCCGAGGACAGUGGUUGUGGGAUCAUCGGGGAGAACGAUAUUUGGAUAUGUUUGGCGGUGUCGCUACCGUAUCUGUAGGACAUUCUCAUCCAAAAAUAGUAGCUGCUAUAUUUGAGCAAGCAUCGAAAUUGAACCAUGUGUCUUCUGUCUACAUGCAACCUCGUCUACAAGAAUAUGUGGCCAAGUUGAUCGAUAAAUUUUCAGGAAAGUUGAAAGUAGUCUAUUUAACAAACAGUGGAUCUGAAGCUAACGAAUUAGCAUUUUUGAUGGUUAGACUUUAUACUCGCAAUCAAAAUAUUGUUUCUUUAAAAAACGGCUAUCAUGGAGCAACUUAUGGAACCUCAGCAUCUACUGCAUUGAGUAACUGGAAAUAUCCUUAUGUUGUACAACCACCUGGUUAUAUGCACAUGGUAUACCCAGAUGUAUACAAGGGUAGUUGGGGUGGUUCCAGCUGCAGAGAUUCCCCUGUACAAGUGAGUGGAAGGAAUUGUGCCUGUGGGGAGAAGGAAUGUAUAGCAUCAGAUAAAUACUUUGAUGAUUUUAAGGAGACAUUUCAAUUUAGUUUGCCAUACAAACACAGUAUAGCAGCAUUUGUAGCUGAAAGUAUUCAGGGAAUAGGAGGAACAAUACAAUAUCCUAAAAACUUUCUUCAGAAAGUAUAUGAUUAUAUCCAUGCACAAGGUGGUCUGUGUAUAGCGGAUGAAGUUCAGACUGGUUUUGGUAGAACAGGGGAGCAUUUUUGGGGCUUUGAAAGCCAUAAGGUUGAACCGGAUAUAGUGACGUUAGCAAAAGGUAUAGGUAAUGGAUUUCCUCUAGGCGCAGUAGUAACAAGCGCCGAAAUUGCUGAGAGUCUAAAUGCCGCUUUACAUUUCAAUACGUUUGGAGGAAAUCCGCUUGCUUGCGCCGUAGGGAUAACGGUGCUUGAUAUCAUAGAAAAUGAACGUCUUCAGGAGAAUGCACAUAAGGUCGGUACUUACCUGAUUAAUCAAUUAAGUACGUUGUUAUCAGAAUUCCCCAAUAUUGUUGGAGAUGUUAGAGGGAAAGGAUUGAUGAUUGGAGUUGAACUAAUUUCAAAUGCCGAGACAAGAAGUCCUUUAAAAGCUGAACACAUGCUUGAUAUUUUUGAAGAUAUAAAGAAUAUGAAAAUUCUUCUCGGAAAAGGAGGAGUACAUGGGAAUGUACUGAGAAUAAAACCACCUUUAUGUAUAACAAAGGAAGAUGCAAAUUUUACAGUUGCAGUUAUAAGAAGAGCAUUAGAAGUUCAUAAAGAAAAAUACCAUAAAUAGAUCAAAGAACAAUUUAAUACAUUAAGCGAAUACAAUCCAUUUUGUUUGGUAUAGUCAUUUAUAUUACAUUUGUACAAUAUAAUUUCUUUCUUUAUUGUUAUUACACCUUAAUUUAACAUGCAGAUUUUGUGACUACACUGCAGUCACUACAAUAUAAUUGUACAUGAUGCUAAUGAUUCACAAUAUCCAUAGACAAUAAAGAUUGAUCACUAUGUAUGUA